UUCUAUGUCAAUGACAACAGAAAAAAAAAAGGUGAUUCAGAAUUUCCAUUUAGAAAAUAGAUAUAGAAUCCACUAUAGUAAGGAUUUGUAUAGUCCAUGUGAACUUGAGUGUGGAAUAUAAGUUACUAAUGCUUCAAUGAAGUCAUUGAUAUAAAAUUGAACCAGCCAAAAUUGAUGGCAAUGAGAUUUUCAAUUGCAUAGAGAAAGAAAGUUUUAAGAUAACUUCCGUUUCAAAGAUGUAUAGGCACAAGCAAAGUUUAUAAAAAUGCUCGUAGUAGUUGAAGAACAAUUCAUUUAUGAAAUAGAAAAAUCUUAUCCAAUUGAGGACUUAGUAACUCUAUAUACUUAAUCUAGGUAAAAAAAAAACCAUGACUAAUUCAAGGAUUCUUAUCUAUAAAUAGACAUGUUUCAUAUAUUUCUUACCCCUCAACCAAGCAGUAGUACUCGGAACAUAGCCAAAUUUGUUUCCUAGAAAAUUGUGGUUGUUAGACAGCUUACAAUGGUGAGAGGUGUUCAUUUCCUUGUGGCUGCCACCUUCAUGGGGUUGGCCUUUUCUCUUGCCUAUGCCUAUGACCCUAGCCCGCUGCAGGACACUUGUGUUGCUAUUGAUGAUCCGAAGGCUGCUGUGUUUGUAAAUGGAAAGUUCUGCAAGGACCCCAAGCUUGCCACACCAGAAGAUUUCUUCUUUUCAGGGCUGCAUAUCCCACGAAACACGUCAAAUCCAGUUGGGUCAACUGUCACUCCUGUAAACGUUGCCCAAAUAGCAGGACUCAACACUCUUGGCAUAUCCAUGGCACGUGUUGACUAUGCACCGUAUGGCCUAAACCCUCCUCACACUCACCCUCGUGCCACUGAGAUCCUAGUCGUCUUGAAGGGGACUCUCUAUGUUGGAUUUGUCACAUCCAACCCUGACAACCGCCUCAUUAGCAAAGUCCUCAACAAGGGUGAUGUUUUUGUGUUCCCUAUCAGUCUCAUUCACUUCCAGCUCAAUGUUGGGCAUACUAAUGCAGUUGCCAUUGCUGCUCUGGGCAGCCAAAACCCUGGUGUGAUCACAAUAGCAAAUGCAGUCUUUGGAUCAAAUCCACCCAUCUCUGCUGAUGUUCUCACUAAGGCUUUCCAAUUGGACAAGAAUGUGGUUGACUACCUCCAAUCAAGUUUCUAGUGGGACAACUAAGAAACUGUAUAAGUACUAAAGAAGCUAUGCACUGUUUUCUUGUUUAAUAGCCUGUUGUCGUCUUUCCCCCAUCAUGAUCAUAAUAUAUGUAAUAAGAGGGUUUGUUCUGUACUCAUUGCUAUAUCUUU
This is a messenger RNA of Vitis vinifera (wine grape), 1302 nucleotides long. RefSeq names its product putative germin-like protein 2-1. Gene Ontology annotation, cellular component: cell wall. Bases 500 to 1162 code for a protein of 220 amino acids. The record is from RefSeq and is a predicted model, not a curated record. The transcript has 2 exons. Gene Ontology annotation, molecular function: manganese ion binding. Lineage: Eukaryota; Viridiplantae; Streptophyta; Magnoliopsida; Vitales; Vitaceae.